UAGUAUGAACAAAAGUUGACGGGGAGAACUUACUUCUGGAAUUCGUCACUUCAAUCCGAGUUUGAGACAGUAGAACUCCAUAGCCAAACACCAUCUAGUCCGCCACUGGAGUAUAGCAAUUCCAAUCAGCCGAGCAUACCCCAAAGCUAAACACUCACUUGGCAGUUGGCGGCACAUGUCCAAAACCCCCAAUACAAAGGCGAAGAUCUCAACCUCAAAAAGCAGAGUCAAUUUGAGAUAUGUUGAUAGUUGUGGUAGCGGUUUUGUUGAGUGUCUUGCUGGGAGCUUUACUUGUGAUCCCACAGUUGAAAAAGACUGGUAAUUCGAAAACUGCUCAGAAAAGUUCUACGAGUAAGGUUUCCAAAACUUACACCAAAGCUGAAAUUUCUUUACAUAACAAGAAGACUGAUUGUUGGAUCAUAAUCAAAGACAAGGUUGUGUAUGAUGUCACCUCAUAUGUAGAGGAGCAUCCUGGUGGUGAUGCCAUUCUAGCUCAUGCAGGGGAUGAUUCAACUGAAGGGUUUUUUGGGCCACAGCAUGCAACCCGGGUUUUUGACAUGAUUGAUGACUUCUACAUUGGAGAUUUGGAGCAUUAGUUGCAUUUGAGCCAUUGAUUUAGUGAAACUAUAAUGAGAGCUGUAUUGUGAGAUUCUCCCCUCUCGGCUUUCCAAUAUCUGGUGAUGUUAUCUCCAUUAAUUGCAUUUUACAUAACCCUGUAUGGGGUUUUAACUGAAUAAUAUUCUUGUUUCUUAAGCAUUAUGGGGAUAUAUGGUAAUGUUGGUGAUUUAGUUGAUUAAGCUGCAUUAAAGAAAGGCCCCAUUCAUGUUGUUGAGGUUGAA
Vitis riparia (riverbank grape) is the source of this 839-nucleotide messenger RNA. Its product is annotated as cytochrome B5-like protein. Bases 240 to 596 code for a protein of 118 amino acids. NCBI's taxonomy places the organism in Eukaryota, Viridiplantae, Streptophyta, Magnoliopsida, Vitales, Vitaceae. The record is from RefSeq and is a predicted model, not a curated record. Gene Ontology annotation, cellular component: intracellular membrane-bounded organelle; membrane. The transcript has 6 exons. Gene Ontology annotation, molecular function: heme binding.